GCCUAGGCUCGCUUCAACUCAAAACCAUUUGAAACCAUCCUCCCUUAAAAAGCCAAAACAGAACGUAACACAAUUCUUCUACUCACAGGCGCGAGAGAUCAACGAAGAGCAACCCUCUGCUCGGCCGAACAGCACCAUGGUUCACGUCUCCUUCUACCGCAACUAUGGGAAAACAUUCAAGAAACCUCGUCGUCCAUACGAGAAGGAGCGUUUAGACGCUGAGUUGAAGCUCGUCGGUGAGUACGGACUCAGGUGCAAACGUGAACUCUGGAGAGUGAAGUACGCUCUCAGUCGAAUCAGGAACAAUGCUAGAAACCUUCUCACUCUUGAUGAGAAGAAUCCUCGUAGGAUUUUUGAAGGUGAAGCUUUGCUCCGAAGAAUGUUUCGUUAUGGGUUACUUGAUGAGACACAUAAUAAGCUUGAUUAUGUUCUUGCUUUAACUGUUGAGAAUUUUCUGGAACGUCGCCUUCAGACACUUGUUUUUAAAUCUGGUAUGGCGAAAUCUAUUCAUCAUGCUAGGGUUCUCAUCAGACAGAGGCACAUCAGGGUUGGAAGACAGGUUGUUAACAUCCCAUCUUUCAUGGUGAGAGUUGACUCACAGAAGCAUAUUGACUUUUCACUAACAAGUCCCCUUGGUGGUGGACGUCCCGGAAGGGUGAAGCGAAAGAACCUCAAGGCUGCUGCCAAGAACCUCAUCAUUUUCAUCAUCACUAUCAGUCUCAUAGACCUACAUCAUUUUCAUCAUCACUAUCAGUCUCAUAGACCUUGGUAACAUCAUCAUCUCUCCUCUUCAUCAUCUCUACAUCUUUCUCUUCAUUUCUAAACAAGCCAAGCAAAGAAAUUUAGACAAAAAUAAUCUCCUCUCUUUAUGUGAGAAAGAUUAGGGGUUUCCGUUCUACUUCUUGGUGAAAGGGGUUUUACUUGGUGGAAAAGGGUUUGUCGGGUUUUACUUGGUGGAAAAGGGUUUGUCUCUACGAGUGUAAAGAAGAUGAUACUUCUUAGGAGAAAGGGGUUUUAUAUUUUUUUGGUGGAAAAGGGGUUUGUCCCUCUGAGUGUAAAGAAGAUGAUAGUUCAAAUUGAUUUAUUGACGGUGUCAUUAAGAAAGUAGGAUCAAAUAGUCUUACCUCCUUUGAAAGGAUCUUUGGUUAGGGUAAUACAGUUUUAUGGGAUGAUGAGAAAAAUUGGAUUGAUGGAACAUGAUCAUGAUUUGGGAUCUCACGUGACAACUAUCUCUAUUUUUUAGAGAGUUAUUCGUCGAAGAGUUUCUCUCUCUAUUUCUAGAAGUUACCCUCUUCUUGGAUAUAGAUAAGUGGAUUUGAUUUGAGAGUAGUGGAAGAUGAAACUUUUUCAGCGGCCUCCACUUAUCAUGUUUAGAGGGUUAUCUCGAUUUCUUAUUUGACUCCUCAAGUCUAGAGUUAGAUCUUUCCCUUUAUCUGAUAUAGUUGGACUCCUUUUAAGAUAUUUUUAUUCUACUAUGUCUUGUUCUUUUUGGGUUUUUUGAUUGAGUCGGUAUCCUAUCUCUUUGUUACCUGUGAGUUUGUUCCGUCAGUGUGCUGUAUUAUUUUUAAGUGGUUAAGAGUGACAAAUAAUCAUGUCUAAUAAUCCUUAGGGGUGUAACCGGUUCAGUUUGGACCAUUUUUUGGUCAAAAAAUUGUCUCAACGGAUGAUAUCUCCAUCAGUUUGAUUUGGUUUGAUUUUUAGUAUUUUUAAAAAUGGAAUCAAAUCAAACUAACUGGUUUGGUUCAUUUUAGUUUGGUUUGGUUAAUCAACACUUGUUUUCUAAAGAUUAUAUUCAUUUGUGUACUAUUUGCUAUCA
Molecule: messenger RNA, 1816 nt
Organism: Lathyrus oleraceus (garden pea)
Lineage: Eukaryota; Viridiplantae; Streptophyta; Magnoliopsida; Fabales; Fabaceae
Product: 40S ribosomal protein S9-2
Exons: 3
Coding region: 137-772 (211 amino acids)
Biological process (GO): ribosomal small subunit biogenesis; translation
Cellular component (GO): cytosolic small ribosomal subunit
Molecular function (GO): rRNA binding; structural constituent of ribosome
Source: RefSeq, a predicted model, not a curated record